Messenger RNA from Colletotrichum karsti, 1155 nucleotides. RefSeq lists its product as uncharacterized. The transcript is spliced from 3 exons. The record is from RefSeq and is a predicted model, not a curated record. NCBI's taxonomy places the organism in Eukaryota, Fungi, Ascomycota, Sordariomycetes, Glomerellales, Glomerellaceae. Bases 1 to 1155 code for a protein of 384 amino acids.
AUGAGCGAAGACCAGUUCAUCAGCGCCGCGCCGCCACCGCCGGGAGUGACUUCCAACUUCGAAAACCCCUCUGAGUCCCUCGUCCCUCAGGUCCUUGUGGUCACCAUCCUGCUCAACCUGCUGGCCAUCAUCUUCUGCGGUAUUCGCCUCUACACCGUCCGGGUCGUCAUCCACCGCCACCAGCUCGACGACGACCUCAUCUUCAUCGCGCUCAUCUUCGCCACCGCGUACUCCGUUAUCCAAGUUUACGAGACCCGAAAUGGCGCGGGACACCAUAUCUGGGACGUGUCCAGGGCGGACGCCAUUGCCUUCCACAAGCUGAGCAUGACGGACCUUGCCGCCUACAGCUUAUCGAUCCUCUUUACGAAAGCCUCGAUCCUCGUCUUCUACCUGCGGUUCCCUCUCAAAAAAGCCGUGCGGAUCGUCGUGUACGUCGUCAUGUUCGCAACGGUGGCGUACUCCGCUGCCGGCGCUCUGGGAUGGGUGUAUCUCUGCACGCCAAUGGCCAAGAUUUGGGAGCCCGAUACCCCUGGGUCAUGUGUCGACCGGGCAAUGUGGUGGUUGAUGCUCUCCGUCUGCAACGUGGCUACGGACCUCGCCAUCCUACUUCUUCCCAUCUGGAUUCUUUCUCCUCUGUCCCUGCGACUCGUCAAGAAAAUCGAGAUGACGAUAUUUCUGAUGGCCGGUGGAUUUGUUCUGGGACCCAGCAUCGUCCGAAUGGUCAUGAUCCCGAUAGGCUUCAACAACACAGACUUUACCUGGACCGCAUCGAUCAGCAUCAUUUGGUGCGUGGUUGAGGCCAAUGUUGGUAUCAUCUGCACUUGCCUACCAUUCCUCAAGGCAUUCAUGAGGCACGUUGCUCCGGGCAUUUCCAAGAAGUUCGCCAUGAACGAGGAGCCGAAUUCGCCAACCGUGUUCGACAGGGCCGCGGCCAUGGCAAGCUUGCCACCUGUGCCCAAGUCCGCACGGAGAAAGAGUCUUGGCAGGCAGGCCGUUAAGGAAGUGCCCGACGAUGACAUUCACGCGUCGAGAAACUGGCCUUUGAAGAACGAGGAGGCAUAUGACUUCACCGACGACGACCGGAUAUCGCUGGAUCGUGUAUCGUCGGAGCGGAAAACGCCGCAGAAGCCCGUUGACGCGGCGGAGAUGGUGUGA